CUGGCCCGCCCGCCCGUGCGGACUCUGCCGUUGAUGACACCUGGCCGACGGCUGCCAUGGAGGGGGACGGUUCCGAGGCGCUGGUCACCAUCAGGAAUAUCGAGAGGGAGCUCGUUUGCCCGGCGUGCAAGGAGCUGUUCACCCACCCGCUGAUCCUGCCUUGCCAGCACAGCGUUUGUCACAAGUGUGUGAAGGAGCUGCUCCUGUCGCUGGAUGACGGGCUCAACGAUGUGGGCUCCGACACCUCCAACCAGAGCAGCCCCCGGCUCCGGCUGGGCUCCCCCAGCAUGGACAAGAUCGACCGAAUCAGCAGGCCAGGCUGGAAGCGCAAUUCCUUGACCCCUAGGACGACUUCUUUUCCUUGCCCUGGCUGUGAGCACGACGUGGAUCUCGGAGAACGAGGGAUCAGCGGUCUGUUUCGCAAUUUCACGUUGGAAACCAUCGUCGAGAGAUACCGGCAGGCGGCGCGGGCGGCCACGGCCAUCAUGUGUGACCUCUGCAAGCCCCCCCCGCAGGAGUCCACCAAGAGCUGCAUGGACUGCAGUGCCAGUUACUGCAACGAGUGCUUCAAGAUCUACCACCCCUGGGGCACCGUGAAGGCUCAGCACGAGUACGUGGGCCCCACCACAAACUUCAGACCCAAGAUUUUGAUGUGCCCGGAACAUGAAACGGAGAGAAUCAACAUGUACUGUGAGCUGUGCCGGCGGCCUGUGUGCCACCUCUGCAAGUUGGGUGGCAGCCACGCCAACCACCGCGUCACCACCAUGAGCAGUGCCUACAAGACCCUCAAGGAAAAGCUGUCCAAGGACAUCGACUAUCUCAUUGGUAAGGAGAGCCAGGUGAAGAGUCAGAUUUCUGAGCUGAACUUGCUGAUGAAGGAAACAGAGUGCAAUGGAGAGCGGGCUAAAGAGGAAGCGGUCACACACUUCGAGAAGCUCUUUGAGGUUCUAGAAGAGAGGAAGUCGUCUGUCCUGAAGGCCAUCGACACUUCCAAGAAGCUGCGGUUGGACAAGUUUCAGAGCCAAGUGGAGGAGUACCAGGGCCUCCUGGAGAACAGCGGGCUGGUGGGCUACGCCCAGGAGGUGCUCAAGGAGACCGACCAGUCCUGCUUCGUGCAGACGGCCAAGCAGCUGCACCUCAGGAUACAGAAAGCUACCGAGUCUUUGAAGAGCUUCCGGCCUGCGGCUCAGACCUCUUUUGAAGACUAUGUUGUUAACACAUCGAAGCAAACAGAGCUGCUCGGAGAGCUGUCCUUUUUCUCCAGCGGCCUGGACGUGCCGGAGCUCAGCGAGGAGCAGAGCAGGGUUUACAACAGUGCCCUGAUCACCUGGCACCACCCGGAGAAGGGCAAGGCUGAUAGCUACGUCCUGGAGUAUCGGAAGCUGGACCGGGAGGAGGAGAUGGUGCCCUGGAGCGAGCUGCAGGUGUGCGGCACCAGCAAAGUGGUGACGGACCUGGAGGACAACUGCAGCUAUGCCUUCCGCGUGCGCGCCUACCGCGGCUCCAUCUGCAGCCCUAGCAGCAGGGAGCUGGUUCUGCACACGCCGCCGGCCCCAGUCUUCAGUUUCCUCUUUGAUGAGAAAUGCGGCUACAACAACGAACACCUCUUGCUGAACCUGAAGAGAGACCGGGUGGAGAGCAGAGCCGGGUUUAACAUCCUGCUCGCUGCCGAGCGAAUCCAAGUGGGCUGCUACACAACCUUGGACUACAUCAUCGGCGACGUCGGCAUCACCAAAGGGAAGCACUUCUGGGCCUUGCGCGUGGAGCCCUAUUCCUACCUGGUGAAAGUGGGCGUGGCUUCCAGUGAUAAGCUGCAGGAGUGGCUCCGCUCUCCUCGGGACACGGCCAGUCCAAGAUAUGAGCAAGACAGCGGCCACGACAGCGGGAGUGAAGAUGCGAGCUUUGACUCUUCACAGCCUUUUACGUUGGUUACCAUCGGCAUGAAGAAAGUUUUUAUACCCAAGUCACCCACUUCGUCUAAUGAACCUGAGAACAGAGUCCUUCCCAUGCCCAUGAGCAUAGGGGUCUGCCUGGACUGUGAUAAGGGCCAGGUGAGCUUCUACGACAUGGACCGCAUGAGAUGCCUGUACGAGCGCCCGGUGGACUGCUCGCAUACCAUGUACCCAGCGUUUGCUCUCAUGGGCAGUGGCGGCAUUCAGCUGGAAGAGCCCAUCACAGCGAAAUAUCUGGACUGCACAGAGGCCGUGUAGUCUGCACGCCUGCUGUGACCGGGGACGAGAACUGUGAGCAAAGCCGUGUCUCGCGGUAGCCUUCGUGACCAAUUACAGAUCAUCUAAAUAUUCUGUCGCCACGCUCGUGUGCUGUGUACAAUUCUUUUCAAAACUCGGAAAACCUGGGCAGCCUCGCCUCUCGUGUGCCGCAUCCUGCCUUUCCCGAGUGAUGGGAACGGGGGGGUCUGUGUGGUCGACUCCGAGGCCGUUCGCGCUGUCUCACCUUUGUCUCUGUAUGCACAGGAAGUCGCUCUCACUGGUGUCAGCUGUUCCUUGCUGGCGGGAGGGGUACGAAAGUAUUUAUUAUGCUGCUUCUGUGUUUGAUUUUUCGUUUUUAUAUCAUGUGUGUGUCCUAAGAGAAGAUAUUUUGAAGAUGCCUUACGGUUAGAAAUUAGAACUAAGCAGUGUGUCUUGCAUUUGUUUUUAAUAGGAAAACAAAGUUAUAGAUAGGUGAGAAAGGCCAUUAAAAAGGUAGUGUAUUUAAGUGCAGAUUAUGUAUUUUAAAGUGUAUAAGUAACUUAAUAUUAAGAGUAUAUUGCCUGGAAAAUGAAUACUGCUGUUUUUUCAGACCACAGACUGUAUUGUUCUGGAUAAUUCAGGAGCUCUGUAGGUUGAAUGUCCCUAAGUCGGCUCCGAGAGGAAACACUUCCCUGUGGCAAACACCAGGUUCUCGCUAGCGUCUUCCCACUCCAUGUUCUGUUUCAGGAAAAGUUAUCUUCGAUCUUUCUCAUCCCGUGAAGAUAUUUGUAUUUACAUCAGAGGACUGUUGGCGGAAAUGCAGGGGAGGGGGCCGCUUCCUCUGCCCUCUGGAUUUCAUUCUUGCUGGCAUACGUACGCACGUUACAAAUGCGGCUUUCCUGGCUUACAUUUCCGCGUGGGGAAAGCUGAUAGUUUUGAUUUGCAUUAAGUGCGUCAUGCAACGGGGAGGGACUCGCUGUUGAGGUACCUGGGCCGUCCUGUGCAGCCCUGCUUGGCGAUAAACAUUGGUACUAGAAGCACGUGAAGAUCCAAGUUUAAUUGUUUACAAAUAGCGAGUCCCGUUGGGUGCGUGUCCUUUUCAAGUUGACGUUUGCUGUGAUUUGAAGACUUUUACUCAGACCGUGUAUUCGUUUUUGAGAGGCUGAUUAUUUGGUUUUGUUUUUAUGUAGGCUGCUGGCUCUAAUCUGGCUUCUCCUCCAGCCUGGAGAGAGAGCGUCCAGAGAAUUUCCCUGUUGCUGAUCGUCGUUAUUUCCCCAGCGCCGAGUAGCACUUUAUGUCAUAGGCUCACCUGGGCACAGGCGUGGCCCCGGCGCCCUCACUGGCCAAGUGGUCCUCACUGGCCAAGUCGUCAGUGUUAACCACAAAGCUUUAACGGGAGCGGGAACACCGUUUCGUUUGUAUAGUUGUCAAUUAGUUGUUCACAUGAAUUUCUUUCAUUUCUAAUAAAGAUUCAAAGGAAGUCAUGUAAUUAAUCCAGUUUGCAUUCUAGGAAUUACUUACGAAAUGAGGGCUAAAUCUCAGAUUAACUUGGAGCUGAAGCUUUUAUCUGUUAGCUUCAGUUCUUGAACAGCUUAGCUAGCUUAUCUUUAAUUGUUUA
Messenger RNA from Lepus europaeus (European hare), 3807 nucleotides. RefSeq names its product tripartite motif containing 36 (gene TRIM36). The transcript has 10 exons. Lineage: Eukaryota; Metazoa; Chordata; Mammalia; Lagomorpha; Leporidae. The record is from RefSeq and is a predicted model, not a curated record. The coding region runs from base 57 to 2210 and encodes 717 amino acids. Gene Ontology annotation, molecular function: zinc ion binding; protein binding.